GUCUAGAUGAUUCACAAAUUAUGAAACCUCUUGAUUCAGAAGUUAACAGUAUCUCUGAAAUUAAUUCUCUUUUCUCUUUCACCUAUUACAUAAAAGCACCUUCUAUAUUGCGUAUGCUACACCAUACAGUGGGUGAUGAAAUUUUUCAAAAAGGAAUUAAAGCGUAUAUGAAAAGAGAGAUGGGUAGUCUGGAUGAUUUUUUGAUUGUAAUGCAAUCUAGUCUAUGA
Messenger RNA from Pogonomyrmex barbatus (red harvester ant), 227 nucleotides. Its product is annotated as aminopeptidase N-like. Gene Ontology annotation, cellular component: membrane; cytoplasm. The record is from RefSeq and is a predicted model, not a curated record. Gene Ontology annotation, biological process: peptide catabolic process; proteolysis. Gene Ontology annotation, molecular function: peptide binding; metalloaminopeptidase activity; zinc ion binding. NCBI's taxonomy places the organism in Eukaryota, Metazoa, Arthropoda, Insecta, Hymenoptera, Formicidae.